GAGAGAGAGAGAGAGAGAGAGAGAGAGAGAGAGAGAGAGGCAUACUGCGCUCGUCUGCUGUUUGUGUAGUUGUGUUGUAGACGUCAACAGUUUGUGGGGGUUCAUUUAAGUUACGAAAUAAUUUUUUCUUCGUGUUUUUUUUAUAAAUAUUUUUUUCAUUUUUUUAUUUUUAGAAUAGUUUUUCCAGCACAAGUUUGGUUUAACUUUAACAGUGAGAAAUCAAGGAGGCUGGUAGAAACUUUUGAAGACGUUAUCAUUCAGUCAAAGACUUUGGGCGUCUCUAUUCCGAGUGAAACAUUUCCUGUACUGCCCCCCUCACUUCUUUGGCGGCCCAAGUAUUUCUGAGAGCUGCAGACUCCAAGACAAAAUACAAGCGUCGACAAUUCUCGGGUGACAGUAAGACCACGUGACGACACUAAACAAGAUGGGGGGAGAAACCUACAAAGAGUUUGACAGCGCGUCCAUCAUCACCAACACCACAGAGGGGACGGUGACCAUCAGGAACCACACCUUCAGAGGCCACAGCUGCCGCCCAGAUGACCAGCACGGGUUGCGACUCCGGCACCUGUCUGACUCCCGCCUGUCUCAGGGCCUCGCUCUACCACAAGCAGACGAUGAACGAGGCGGUGGACCCGUGCCAGAACUUCUACGCCUUCGCCUGUGGGGGCUACGCCGAGGCCAAUCCACAGGACGAGUUACUGGACGACGUGACACCGAGCCACCAGGUGCUGAUGGAGAACACAGAGAGACUUGUGUACCUCCUGGAGUCAGAGCCAGACAGACAGCUCACGCACGCCUAUGAGAAGAAGCUCCGGGACUUCAUGUACUCAUGUAGCAACCAUUUUGACAAGAUGGACCUCCGUGGCUACCCUUUCAUACAUCACGUGGUGAGUCAGACGGACGGGUGGUACCUGUUUGACCAGUGGAACGCCAGCACGUUUGACCUGGAAGCUUCCCUGAAAACUGUGCACAUUGAUCUCUGGACCAGCGCCUUCUUCACUGUCAGUUUGAACGUGGAUGAGGUGGAUUGGAACAAGCGCGUGGUGGAGAUUGAUGCUGGAGGUACGGGCAUGGACUUCUACUUUUUCCUCCCAGAUUUUGCCCCGUACCAAGAUGUUUACAAGGAGUACAUACGGCACGUGGCUCUCCUCAUCUCACACGAUUUCGGACUGGCCAACAAUGUGGACAGAGCUGACCAGUUUACUGCGGACGUCUUCGAGGUGGAGCAGACCAUGGCCGCGGUAACCUGUAUCGCCUGGACGGAAGCAACUAUGGGUCGUGGUGGAGCAAUACAACCACGGAAAAGUAUGAGGAGACCAAACAGUGUGCCAUAGAAACACAGAAAGGGCAGAAACUUGGGCCGUUCAAGUCUAUUUUUAGCCCGGAGCCAUAUACGCCCAAUGCUACGCUGUUCCGUCCUUACUUUGCGACAACACUACUGGCAGAAUCGGCAGCUCUCCGGCUCUCCUUAAAGACGUACAAGAAGAACAAGGCUGGGGAAGCUCUGCCAGUUGGGAUCAGGGGCAUGACUGCAGACAAGAUGUUUUUCCUGGCUUAUGCGCAGACGAAGUGCCAGAACACACCAGAAUACCUGAAGGCAGUACAGCUUGAAGUGAAUGGGGUGUUCCCCAAGGAAUACAGAAUUAACCAGGUGGUUAGCCAAGUUCCGGAGUUCGCCCAAGCCUUCAACUGCCCCGCCUCCUCGCCCUUAGUCAAGGAAAAGCGAUGCAUGUUGUUUCCCUGAACACAACAACACAGCUUGAGAAGGAAGACAUAACACUCUAUAAAAUGUCGUAUUGUUUCAUACAUUAGCAUUCCAUUGAGGACAGGGAAGCGAAAUGUCGUAUUGUUUUAAAAAAACCCAUUCCAUUAAGGAUAGGGAAGCGAAAUGUCGUAUUGUUUGACAUUGUUUGACACAGUAACAUUCCAUUAAAGGACAGGGAAGCGAAAUGUCGUAUUAUUUGACAUUGUUUGAUACAUUAACAUUCCAUUAAGAACAGGGAAGCGAAAUGUCGUAUUGUUUGACAUUGUAUGACACACAUUUCAUGUCUUUAUCUUCAAUGGUUUGGGGGUUGUUGUUUUUUUAGUUUUUAAAGAACAUUCCACUGAGGAUAGGGAAAGAAAAUGUACAGACUCUGUUCGCUUUACAAGUCAAGGCAGGUACCCACACAGAGACAGUACAUUGAAUUCUGACUAAACAUCUUCAUUAAUCUCUUCAGCUUAGUCAGACUUUGUGUCAUUGGGGAAAGGCACUUUCAACGAUUUUCCCAAAUGAGCUCGGUCUUUCCGGAGAUGUCGUUAAACUCGGAAGUCCCACCUCUUAAAUUAUAAGCUAGUAGUGUUGUUAGGGGCGUUAAACUUUUACAAUUUAUUUCACAAUUUUCUCCUUGCCAUUCGAUGUCAGACUUCCCUGUCCUCACUUUAAUACUCUGUUACCUCAGAAUUACAAAGUUCUAUCUGCUCGGUACUUUUUUGAGAAAUUUGACGCCAAAGAUUUUGAGAUUCACAUCAUGUCAUGAUUUUUCGAAAACAAUUAUUUGAAUAGGUCAAUAACGACUCCGAAAAAUUUUACAAUUUUGAUUGAGCAGAUAAGACAUUAGGUUUCUGACCUCAUGUUCUUAGUAACUCAAAACUGCCAAAAAAGUCAUAUAGAACUUGGCAAUUCCGAGGAAUUGACUCUUGCCGACGGUUAAGAAAUCUCGACAAACGCAACUUCCUACGUACCUUCUCCCCCCCCCUCCCCCCCCCAAAAAAAAGUCAUGAUAACUGACAAUUCAUGUGCAUGAUGUGUGUUUAAAAAAAUUUUAAACAUAAAAAAUAAAACAUAUACCCUAAACCCCCCCCCCCCCCCCCACAAAACCCAGAAAGGAAAAAGUGAGAGUUUAAACAAGCAUGCCAAUAGAAUUGCCUCAGAUUUGACUCACUGAGCAAGUCCUGUAUUUCCAUAUAAUAUAUUAUAUAUUAUCGUUUAAGGUCUUUUUUAAUCGAAUAUUUUUUUGUCUCAUAAUAUCUUAAAAA
Molecule: messenger RNA, 3018 nt
Organism: Aplysia californica (California sea hare)
Lineage: Eukaryota; Metazoa; Mollusca; Gastropoda; Aplysiida; Aplysiidae
Product: endothelin-converting enzyme 1
Biological process (GO): protein processing
Cellular component (GO): plasma membrane
Molecular function (GO): metalloendopeptidase activity
Source: RefSeq, a predicted model, not a curated record